Molecule: messenger RNA, 2709 nt
Organism: Scophthalmus maximus (turbot)
Lineage: Eukaryota; Metazoa; Chordata; Actinopteri; Pleuronectiformes; Scophthalmidae
Gene: rpia
Product: ribose 5-phosphate isomerase A (ribose 5-phosphate epimerase)
Exons: 9
Coding region: 164-1066 (300 amino acids)
Biological process (GO): pentose-phosphate shunt, non-oxidative branch; D-ribose metabolic process
Cellular component (GO): intracellular membrane-bounded organelle
Molecular function (GO): ribose-5-phosphate isomerase activity
Source: RefSeq, a predicted model, not a curated record
AAGUCAUGUGACAGCGGACAGUGACCGCGCAGGUGAUCAACUUCUAAAAAAAAAAAAAAGGCAAAAGAAAAGAAGUAAACUAAAGAGUUUUACCAGCUCCUGGUCCCGGGGGGUCGGUCCAGUGUUCAGUGGGGGCCUGUCUCCGCGUGCUGUGGGCCGGGCCAUGACGCUCCGGGGGCGGGUCUCCCUCUGGAACCACGCAGCUGGAUUUCUCUCUUCAGCAUCCCGGAGGAAGCAGGCAGCGUCUCCCCGCAGCCACAGACACGUGUGUCCGCUCCGUCACUCCUCUGCUUCAGCCACCACCACCAGCCCCAUCAACACCAUCACCAUCACCCCCAUCACCAUCACCCCCACCAUCAUGGCCGAGGAGGCGAAGAAACUGGCCGCUUACGCCGCCGUGGACAACCACGUCCAGAACAACCAGGUGGUCGGAGUCGGCAGCGGGUCGACCAUCGUCUACGCUGUGGACAGACUGGCGGAGAGAGUGCGUCAGGAGAAACUCAACAUCGUGUGUGUGCCCACGUCCUUCCAGGCCCGUCAGCUGAUUCUGCAGCACGGCCUCACGCUGUCGGACCUGGACAGACACCCAGAGCUCGAUGUGGCGAUUGACGGAGCAGACGAAGUGGACGCCGACCUCACGUUGAUCAAAGGCGGAGGCGGCUGCCUGACUCAGGAGAAGAUCGUCGCCGGCUGCGCCAAACAUUUCGUUGUCAUCGCCGACUACAGGAAAGACUCCUCGGCUCUGGGUCAGCAGUGGAGGAAGGGAGUUCCUGUAGAAGUCAUCCCCAUGGCGUACGUCCCCGUCUCCAGGGCGAUCGCCAGGCUCUUCGGAGGGGAGGCCAACCUGCGGAUGGCCGUCAGUAAAGCAGGUCCUGUGGUCACCGACAACAGUAACUUCAUCCUGGACUGGAAGUUUGAGCGCGCUCAGAACUGGAAGGAAGUCAACACUGCGAUCAAGAUGAUUCCAGGUGUGGUGGAGACAGGACUUUUUGUCGGCAUGGCUGAACGGGCCUACUUUGGGAUGGAGGAUGGGAGCGUGCAGGUCCGGGAUCCUCCGGUCAAAUGAGGAGGUUCCGUGUUGCCCUCGUCGUCGUCGUCCCUCUUCUCGACUGACCUCACUUCUCCCGCAAGUGCCAUGUCUAUGAUUUUUUUUUUUUUUUUUACACCUGGUCGCAAUCCGGACGUGAAACUCACCUAAAAACCGGAUUACAAAAUUCGUCACUUGAUCUUUCUCAUCUUGCAGGUGGUGCUUCUGGUUCUGUGGGUGUUUAAAGUGCCUGAUGAGUCAAAUCAAGUUUAUCUGAUAUCGAUUUAAAGUUGUUGUUUUUUUUGGCUGCUUGGUUGACUGCUUCCUGUCAUUAGCAGGUUUGACUUGUUGCCUGACAGUGCUGUGGUGAAUCACUGCACUGCUGCAGAGGGAAAUUAAAAUGUGCCUUAAUUGUUUUUCAAGUCCUGUCAAAAGAAACAUGCCAUUGAAGUUGCAUUCAAUAGCUCACACAUUAAAAACCAUCAUCUCACUGUGAGCAGAACAAACUGGAAAUGUGUUAGUUUCAACAGAGCAGUGUCUGGUCAUGAUGUUGCAGUUCAAAUGUAAUUCUCCUUGUUUAUUUUGAUCUUUAAUGUAUAAUAACCAGUGUUGCUAUGAACCAGUGGUGUGUUUUCCUGCUCUUGAGUAAGAACAGACGCUGUGAAAUCUGUGGUUUCCUCUCAGUUUCAACAGUUACACGUCAAGUCCACAGUCUCACUGUGGAACAGAAAACAAAACCCUGAAUGUGUGUUACUUUAAUGCAUGUACCACUUUCCACUGUGAUCAUUCUUUGCAUGAUGGAAUCUCUCUCCUCACACAAACUGUCCAGUCACAAGACUUUGUCUCGUGUCAGAAACUUAAACCUGAAUGAAGGUUUGAGGGAAAAGAUGAAAGACAGUUAUGCUAUAAAAGUUGCAUGUGUAAUGACGAACUGUGAAGCUAGGAUAUGAACCAUAACGACCACAUGUACAUUUUAUGUGCCUUGGUAGACUGAAGCAAUAAUACAGCCUCUUGGUUUCAAAUGUAGUUUUUUUGAAGGGCCAAAAGCUGCACUAUUCAGUUUUAUGGAAAGAAACUUCAGUAGUUCAGGACAAAAGAUGAUUCUCUGAAAGUUGCUUCAAAUUGUAUUUGGCUCCUCCUUCUGAUUAUUUCUGGGUCUUGUAAUGAUAAAUCUUUAAUACUGUAUUGUGCAGCUUCGAAGAGGGAGAGUUGCAAAAUGUUACGUUCACUGUGCAGCGAGUCUACUCUGUACUUUCACUGUCCACAGCAAUUGUUAAGUUUUCUUAUUUUAAAAUCAAGGUCUCACAAAGCCUUAAACUCAGUUACCCUUAUGUUUAUGUUUAUAUGAGCAACUGCAGGAUUGAAUGCAGUCGUGUGGCACAUUAGUCCACAGGUACGAACAAUCUGAUUCUAUAUUGUAGUCUUAUGAUUCUGUCAUAAAUCAGAAGGAAGUGGCUGGAUGUGAGGAGGUUAAAAUGCUGAGUGGACCGUGAAGUGAGAAUGUGUGACCCAGUUUGGGUCAAAUACAGAAUGUGAACCAUCGGUGGAUAUUAUUUAAUUUUUUUUGCACCAGCAUGUCUUUUCUUACUUUCUUUACAAAUUCACUGUGAUAAAUUUUUUACUUAAUUUUUUGCUGUGAAUAUACAAUUUCCUUUGCCAAACAAUACAGGACCAAAAUCAUA